Carassius gibelio (silver crucian carp) is the source of this 1476-nucleotide messenger RNA. RefSeq names its product dynactin subunit 4. The record is from RefSeq and is a predicted model, not a curated record. Gene Ontology annotation, cellular component: dynactin complex. Lineage: Eukaryota; Metazoa; Chordata; Actinopteri; Cypriniformes; Cyprinidae. The transcript is spliced from 14 exons. The coding region runs from base 54 to 1457 and encodes 467 amino acids.
ACGAUGACGUGUGAUCGUUACGUAGACAGCAGGAACUCAGUCAGGAUUCAGGAAUGGCGACGCUGUUGCAGCCGGAGAAAGUGCUUUAUCUCGUCCGAGGCGAGAAAAAGAUUCGCGUUCCGCUCUCUCAGCUGUAUUUUUGCAGAUAUUGCAGUGAGCUGCGAUCUUUGGAAUGCGUGUCACAUGAAGUCGAUUCUCAUUUCUGUCCCAGCUGUCUGGAGAACAUGCCGUCAGCUGAGGCCAAGCUCAAGAAGAAUAGGUGUGCCAAUUGCUUUGACUGUCCAUGCUGUAUGCACACCCUCUCCACACGGGCCACCAACAUCCCGGCACCACUGCCUGAUGACCCAACCAAAACCACAAUGAAGAAGGCCUACUACCUGGCCUGUGGAUUUUGUCGCUGGACCUCAAGAGAUGUAGGCAUGGCUGACAAAUCUGUGGCCAGUGGAGGAUGGCAGGAGCCUGAAAACCCUCAUACUCAGAGGAUCAACAAGCUGAUUGAGUAUUACCAGCAGCUGGCCCAGAGAGAGAAGCUGGAGAGAGACAGGAAGAAGCUGGCACGAAGACGGCCGUUCAUGCCUCAGGCGUUCUCGCAACACACAAUUCACGUGGUGGAGAAGUAUGGACUGGGAACCAGACUACAGAGACAGAGAUCUGGAGCCCCAAUCAGUGCCCUGUAUGGCCUUUCAUUAAAAGAAGGAGAAGACCAGAAGGAGAUCACUAUAGAGCCAGCACAGGCUUUGGAUGAAGUGGAACCCCUGCCUGAAGAUUAUUACACUCGCCCUGUCAACCUUCCUGAAGUAACGAGUCUUCGCCAGAGGCUGCUACAGCCUGAUUUUCAGCCUGCAGGAGCUUCACAGCUGCACCCCCGACACAAGCACCUUCUGAUGAAACGCUCUCUGCGUUGCAGGAAAUGUGAGCACAAUCUGAGCAAACCAGAAUUUAAUCCAACCUCAAUAAAGUUCAAAAUCCAGCUUGUGGCUGUGAGCUACAUUCCUGAAGUGAGAAUCAUGUCCAUUCCAAACCUGCGUCAUAUGAAGGAGAGUCAGGUUCUGCUGACCCUGACCAACCCAGUGGAGAACAUCACUCACGUGUCUCUGUACACCUGUGAAGAGGAAGACCCAGAUGACAUUAACAGCACUGCUAAGGUGCUGGUGCCCUCAAAGGAACUGGUCCUGGCAGGGAAAGAUGCCGCUGCUGAAUAUGAUGAACUGGCUGAACCUCAGGGUUUUCAGGAUGACCCAGAUGUAGUGGCCUUUAGAAAGUCAAACAAGAUUGGCUUCUUCAUCAAAGUGAUUCCGCAGAGGGAGGAGGGUGAUGUCACCGUCGCUUUCAAACUGCGACAUGACUUCCGGAACCUCGCUGCUCCGAUCAGACCCACCGAGGAGGGAGAAGCCACCAGUGAGGCCAUCUGGCUCAUACAUCAUGUGGAGCUUAGCUUGGGCCCCCUGGCAACCUGAGAACAUAACACACAUGAGC